Molecule: messenger RNA, 5297 nt
Organism: Rhineura floridana
Lineage: Eukaryota; Metazoa; Chordata; Lepidosauria; Squamata; Rhineuridae
Gene: CDCA2
Product: cell division cycle associated 2
Exons: 17
Coding region: 636-3656 (1006 amino acids)
Source: RefSeq, a predicted model, not a curated record
UCCCGAUUGGCUAAGUUAGCACCACGUGCUCUAUUUCAAAUAUCGUUCUUCGCUUUUCAAGUUAUUUCACAUAAACCUUCCGCCGGGCCGGUACUCGUUACAAGAAAAAAAUAGGAUUAGGAGAACGUAGUUCCUCAAGUGUGGAAGAUUUCUGGUUUAUGGACUGAGAAUUGCAAGCAGCGCUGCCAGGUUCGGUCGCCAAAGGCUGGAUUGAAGCUGGAACCCGGAGAUGGAAAGAAAACUAGCCGUAGGGUGCUGAGUGGCGGAGGGAUAUGUAGUUCGUCAUCAUUGCCGGUAGUUUGAAUGGAGAGCGCGAGGCAAAAGGCAAAGUAAUUGGAGGGCAUUGCAGCUGCGCCUGCCAGACCUGCUGCUGCUGCACUCCCCAAAGCUAAGGUGGCAAGUCCCACUGAACCCUGUGGACUGGUUUUUGGAGUAUGCAUGCCUAUAUAUACCUGAUAACUCGGGAUUAUCCUUCAUGCAUCUGAUGAAGUGUACUGUGGUCCACAAAAUCUUAUACUAUAACUUAAAAAAAAAAGUGCUGAAAGAUCCUUUGUUAUUAAAGCAGGCUUGUGGCUAUAAUCCGAAGCACACUUCCUGCAGGAGACUUCCAGCUUUGCAAUCACAUCAUGGUGUAGAUGUUGAAAACUGAAUUCAAAAUCAACAACGGAACGAUUAGCAACACAGAUGAUUCAAAAGCAAUGAAGAGUUUUCCAAUGGAAACCACAAGUAACAGGAAGGUGCUUUCUGAAUGUUCUAAUAUGCAGUUUGAUCUACAUUUGGGGCAUGAAGACUGCAUCAACAGUGCAAAGAAGACAGACUCUCGCCCUGCUAGCUGCUUAUCAAAUGUGCCAAUGGUAAACAUAUCUACAGAUGCUUUCUCCUUCUCAACCACGCUGAGCAAUGUGGAAAGCCCUUUGGUAGAGGCUCAGCCCUCCACCUUGGAGGAUGCAGGCUAUUUGACACCGAACAAGGGUGAGUCGGAAGCAAAACCACGUUAUGGAAUAUCGAACAACCAAGCUACACCACCUGUAGACUUUUCUGCUCUUACAGUGGCUGAUUUUGGGAUCACAACAGGAUCUUUUACUAAACAAUGUAAAGAGGACUCCAAGAGCUUGUUAACAAAAUUUAGACGACGGUCUACAAUUGGAUUGCGGGGUUCUCCAGAAAAUAAUUCUCUUAUUCGAUACAUUGCUUACCAAAAGAGAACAAAGAAGCAAGAUACUUUAUCUCAGGCCAGUCCUUUUAAAUGUCGGAACACUUUGCUAAAGGAUAAAAUAGCUGCCUUCCAGUCCUCCUUUAAGCCACUGGAAGAAACCAUGGAAGCAGCAAUCUAUACACCCGACAUCUCUAAGAAAACUGAUACAAGUCUGUAUGAGGAAUCUAAACUGGACAAAGCCUGGCCAUCAGAAUGUAAGAGAGUUCAUUUUGAAGAAAACCGAAAUCAGAAAUCCAUGAAUGGAGAGACCUCAGCGGAUACUCAUGCCCACAGUAUUGUGUAUCCAUCACAGAAACUUCUCACUGGCACUACUACGAUUUCUAAGAUCAUGCCAGUUUUGCUGGCAAGUACUAAGGGAUCUGGAUGCAUAGCUUUGGAAGCAUCUACAGGCAUACCGGAGAGUGCAUGUGGUAUCCAGUUUCAACCUGCCAGUGCAGAAUUAAGCAUCAAUGCUACAUCUCAUCAAAGCUGUAAGAAAGUUAGAUUUGCCGAAAAACAGAGGUUGGAAAUAUUUGACGAAACCAAGCCACCCAUUACCCCCAUACAAAAAGGACAGUUGCCCUCUAGUUCUCUUCAUUCUGUUCUGAAGAAAACAGCUAUAACUAUAUUAACUGAAGACAUGGAGAAACAUCUUGAUAAAAGGACAAAGGACAGAAGUGAUGUGCUACCAGACUUCAAAAUCUGUGAAUCACAGCAAAUAGAAAGAAGUACCAAACCAACAGACGAAAUGAAGGUAUGCAACAAAGAGCUAGACUCUGACUCUUUGUGUAGAUGUGGAGGAUCCUUGUUCAGUCCAUCAAAUUCAACAGAAAAAAGUUACCCUGGCAUAACUCCUGUCAAGCAAUCCUUGUCCCAACUAAACUUUUAUGAUGGUGACCUUCUUCAGCAGUCAACAGAGGUAGUAUCCACUACUGAAUGUGCUGUCAACUCUGAUCUGGAAGAAACGAAAAGUAGUUUUUCUGAACUCCAGGCUACUUCCGUUAGAAACACCCGGUCAUCUGCUAAAAGGAAGUGUGUCAAUAAAACAGAAGAAAUGGAUCUUACCCUCACAACCAAAACACGAGCCAAGUGUACUUCUAUUGCCAAAAUCAAAAACUCCACCAAAUUCCAAAAAGAAAAAACUACAACAAAAUCUUCUAAAAAGACAAUAGCUGCCAGACACAAGGUUUUUGGAAAGAGGAGAAGGAGAAAAAAGGAGCCAAAAGCAUUGUGUGGACAACGAGAGAAAGUUUCAAAGGAACCUCUCUUGAGCCCAAUUCCUGAGAUGACAGAAGAUUUCUCCUUUAUGUCAUUUUGCCAAAGCACACCCAAGUCAGAAAUUUCCAUGUUUGAUGAUUCCAGAUCUAGUGUCUUGGAUGCAAGAUCUAUGAAUGAAACUGCUGAAAACAAACAUGGUAUACAGCAUAGUAGUGAAAAGGACAACAGCUGCCUGCAUUCCAGCCUGGAUCUUGGGAAGGAAGAUGCUUUACCUGAUAACGUAUCAAGUUCCUCCUCACCACCUCAAGACAGUGCUAUGAAUGAUAUGAAAGAUACUCUUCCUUGGGACCCACUUGAAAAGAACUCUCCUGAGAAAUUGAAGAGCACCUUAAAUCAAAAAGAACAGGUGGUGAAAAGUGGCUUUUCUUCAAGCAAAACUGAUAGGCCAAAAGAGCUGGAGUUGCUAACCUUGCAUAUAGCUGGUGAAAAUAAGAGUAAAGGAGAUUUACUCCUCGUUGAAGGUUCUGCAACAGAGCCAAUGAGUGAAAGUGAUGUUGGUUUGAACUUUAAAAGGUUUCCAAGAAGGAGCAGAAGACUCGGCUGCUAUUUCUCAAAUGUUGAAGGCUCUGAAUCUGAAACACCUGGAAACAAUUCCAACGUUUCUAGAAAUACUAUGGAAGAACUACCUCUUACACCUUGGACAGUAAAUGACUCUGAAUCCUUAAACCAAUUACAGCAGUCUAUAGAGGAAUCUUUCAGGGGUGUAACCAGAAGUAAUCAGAAGAGGGUGAGACGAAGCAUGAGACGGCUUAAGGAUGCAGAAAACAAGGGGCUUGCCUGGAUCCAGAGGCCUGAGGAUAAUUUCAUAGGCCAAGCUCUUCUGGGUUCUGCCAGCAAAACUCUAAGACGAAUGUCCAACUCUAAUAAUCAAGAAUUGGAGCUGCUGCGUCCAAAGCAAGUCAGCAGGGACCAGAUGCUCUUGCCAAUGAAGGAAGAGCAGGAGAAAACUCAGGUUGUGACAGGCUCUUCUAAAUCAAGGAGGAAGAGCACUAGCGUGUUGAAUCUUGAACAUAAAAAUGCCAUCUCGCCCAUCCAGAGAAACAGAAGAGCGAGCCUUGGCUACAAAAGUGAUCACAGCUACCGCAAAGAUCCCAAAAUCAGAAAAUUCUUAGAGAAUCAAACUGCAGCCCAUUUUGAAAGGGACUGUAUCCUGGAUAUAUCAGAAGAGGGCAGUAUGGCAUGACUUUUACAAAUGAGCAUGUUUUUAUAAGGUUGCCUUUGCUUUUGUGAAAAGCACUGUAUAGCAGUCUUUAAAAAAUAUAUUUCCAACACGACUUAAAGAUCUAUCUGAAAUGAGUCUUGUCUUUAGAUCUUUUAAAAGCAGCGGGAUUUAGUUGCAACUAACUUUUCCUAGAUUGGAAGCGUUUUGGUUUCAAAAAGAGAAAUACAAGUACAUGGUUAACUUACUGGAAAUGUUAAAAGGACUUGAUUUGAGCUGCAUUGUGUUCUGGGUAAUGUAAUCCAAAUGUUCAAAAGUUAGCUAAACCAUCAAUUUCUUUCAGUUCUGUUAACUGAAACAGAGAAGGAUUAAACGGGUCCUUAAUGUCUUUUUGAUUGAAUUACUUGUUAUUGUAGAUGAAACUAGUCCAACAUCACUGUGCUUCUCAUGAAGCAAUGUCAUAGUGCUUAUUCUUCCAGCAUGGUGUUUUACAGAUGCUUCUCAUUUUCUCACAAGAACCUUGCAAAGUUAUUUAUAUGUGGAAGAUUUUUAAAAUAUAUAUGGGGAGUUUCUCAAAAGGGAUUGAAACGCUUCCAAGUGUCAUUCUGCAGCAUUUUAAGGAUUCUUCACUGUGCUUUGAGGGCUCCUCUAAAACUCAGUUUUCUUCUAUCUCGUGUCUGUCUUUGCACAUGCAUAGCAAUUUCCCUUCUUGUAAUACACAGUAUUGUUAUAUAUGAAGAAUAUCAAUCUGUAUAAGCUUAACAUUUUAGUUUUUAAAGGCUUGGUAGAAAAUUAUCCUUGUAUUUUUAAUUAAUUAAAGAGAAUGUGUCUGAAAGAAUGUGUAUUAGUUUAAAUGUGUAGAGUUGAUAUCUGCAAUACUUUUUUAUUUUUCAUAAUGCCAUUGUGAAAUUAUAAUAGACUGGAACCUCAAUCUCAUUCUUACCCUACAGCUGUUGUGGUGCAAACUGUAGUGGCUACAGUGAUACCCUGAACAAGGUGAGCGAAGCACAGAGGAUAUUGUCCUUCUUGUCUAUAAAUAAAGGGGGCAAGUCAGUAGUUGCACCCUAAAGUCAGGAAGGUUUGGGGGCAAUUAUGGCAGCCUGGGUGAUGCAUGGCAGUUUCUGUUCCCUCCUGGUCCUCUGUGCCUCCCCCACCCCACCCAUAAUCCUCUGCACCAUCCAAGUGCACUGUUUGAUUACAUUGUUGCACAAGUGUCUGCUACAAUUCUGUCACGUUUCAGCCUAGGAAAGAGGUAAAAUGGGUUGCCUGUUCCUGAAUCGGCUUCAGCCUCAUGGGAGCUUCUGGUCUUUCCAGAUCCACUACGGAAGCACAGCUUAAAAUGCCCAUCGGUGUGCGAUCAGAUCAGUAGUGUGAGGUAUAGCAGAUCUGUCUUGGAAUUGUGUGCCUAGGCUGUAGGGUCCUAGAAGGUCAGUAAUAUCGUAACCUACAAUUUUUAAAAGGCAGUGCAAAAGUUAUUUUUUUAAAAAAGCCUUCCAAGGUUUCUUAUAUUACUGUUUUGAUUUUUUUCCCCCAGUUCAGGACUAUCUGAAGUAAUUUUUUUAAGGUGGUUAUAGUUCCUAUAUAUUUUAAUUGUGUGUGUUAAAUGGAGGUUGGCUUACAAAAAUAUCAAGACAAUAAAAGCAGUCUAGAGCAUUUAUUGCUACC